Molecule: messenger RNA, 924 nt
Organism: Diceros bicornis minor
Lineage: Eukaryota; Metazoa; Chordata; Mammalia; Perissodactyla; Rhinocerotidae
Product: olfactory receptor 56A4-like
Exons: 1
Coding region: 1-924 (307 amino acids)
Biological process (GO): G protein-coupled receptor signaling pathway
Cellular component (GO): membrane
Molecular function (GO): olfactory receptor activity; G protein-coupled receptor activity
Source: RefSeq, a predicted model, not a curated record
AUGGCAUCACCAAGCAACUACUCUGAAUUUCUCCUCAUCUGCUUCCCUAACUACCAGAAUUGGCAGCACUGGCUGUCCCUGCCCCUAAGCCUCUUCUUCCUCCUGGCCAUGGGAGCCAAUGCCACCCUCCUGAUCACCAUCCGGCUGGAGGCCUCUCUGCACGAGCCCAUGUACUACCUGCUCAGCCUCCUCUCCCUGCUGGAUGUUGUACUCUGCCUUACUGUUAUUCCCAAGGUCUUGAACAUCUUCUGGUUUGACAACAAAUCUAUCAGUUUCUCUGCCUGCUUCCUCCAGAUGUUCAUUAUGAAUAGUUUCCUGACCAUGGAAUCCUGCACAUUCAUGGUCAUGGCCUAUGAUCGCUAUGUGGCCAUCUGUCACCCGUUAUGGUACCCGUCCAUCAUCACUGAUCAAUUUGUAGUUAGAGCUGCUAUAUUUGUUGUAGCCCGCAAUGGCCUUCUUACUAUGCCUAUACCAAUACUUUCUUCCCGACUCCGAUACUGUGCAAGAAACAUUAUCAAAAACUGCAUCUGCACUAACCUGUCUGUGUCCAAACUCUCCUGUGAUGACAUCACCUUCAAUCAGCUCUAUCAGUUUGUGACAGGCUGGACCCUACUGGGCUCUGACCUCAUCCUUAUUGUUCUCUCCUACUCCUUCAUCCUGAAAGCUGUGCUAAGGAUCAAGGAGGGUGCUGUGGCCAAGGCUCUGAGCACGUGUGGUUCCCACUUCAUCCUCAUCCUCUUCUUCAGCACAGUCCUGCUGGUUCUGGUCAUCACUAACCUGGCCAGGAAGAGAAUUCCCCCAGAUGUUCCCAUCCUGCUCAACAUCUUGCACCACCUCAUCCCCCCAGCUCUGAACCCCAUUGUUUAUGGUGUGAGAACCAAGGAGAUCAAGCAAGGAAUCCAGAAACUUCUGAGAAGGCUAUAA